Molecule: messenger RNA, 4479 nt
Organism: Bactrocera dorsalis (oriental fruit fly)
Lineage: Eukaryota; Metazoa; Arthropoda; Insecta; Diptera; Tephritidae
Product: ATP-dependent RNA helicase vasa
Exons: 6
Coding region: 240-2768 (842 amino acids)
Biological process (GO): gamete generation; cell differentiation
Cellular component (GO): P granule; nucleus
Molecular function (GO): RNA binding; RNA helicase activity; ATP binding
Source: RefSeq, a predicted model, not a curated record
UAGUAAAAUAAGGCAUAAAUAUAAUAUAGUAUUUCCUAGUAUAAUCAAAAAGUCGUUUUAUGCUGAUAUAGAUAGCGAUUAAUUUUAUAGAACAAGUUGUAUAAAGUUAUUUUUUACUGUCAGUGUAUCAGUCAGAAAAAUUUACAUUUAAAAUUUGCGAAAUAGAUUUUGCAGAAUAUUUCUUCGCCAACUUAUAAAUAAAGUUAAUAAUCUUCGGAACAGAAGAUAAAUCGCUGAAAAUGUCAGAUUGGGGUGAUGAACAGGAUGAUGGUCGUGGUUUUGGUAAUGGAUGCUCCCAAUAUAAAGAAAAUGGCGAUGAUGAGUAUGUAGAUAAUGGCGAAGCUGACUAUACGGAGCUUCAAAACACAGACGACGGGAAUAAAGAUUUUGGUAGCAGACGUGGCAGAGGCGGCGGACGAGGUCGUGGUGGACGAGAUGACAGAAAUGGUGGUAGUUAUGGCGGGGGUCGUCGUAACUUUGAAGAUAAUGAAGACAAUGCCCAACCACCUGAAUUCCAAUCGACAGCACAGAAUUUUGUGCCCAAUAACUUUAUGAGAGCUACUAUUCAAGAAUUCUUACCCGAAGUGCCCGGCCGUAUACAAGCGACAAACAAUAUUGAUGAACUCUAUUGCAUUGUUAAAUAUCUGUUGGAAGCGUAUAAAGUAUGCUUGUCUACAGAAAUGAUUACGAAUAAUACUUCUUCAGAUAAUGCAUCCACAGAGGAGAUGGUGGUAAGGAAUGGCAAUAAUCGCGAAACGCAACAAGAAAAAUUUGAUAUUGAUCAAGAAAAUUCAAAUGUGAUUGAAAAUGUUAGAGUUGACACUACACCAAAUGAAAAUGUAGACAUUUCACAUGUGAUAGACGAAAAAAGAAAAGCACACUACAAAAUUCAACUGUCCAAAAACAUCGAUUUAGCAACAAUAAAUCAAUCUAAGUUAUCCGAUUUACCAGACUUAUUCAAAGAUGUAAUAUCUACCUCACAGGAUCAAGAGACCCCAAUGUCGACUACUUCUAUGACCCCUUUUAAACGUAGAAAAACUAAUUGUAACGUUAACUAUAAUAAUCUAGGUGCUGGAAUUGCAAGAAUUGAUAUUAUUCCAAAUAAGAUUCGAGGACAUAUAACGGAGAGGGAAUAUGCAUUAAGAAAACCUUUACCGAUGCGAAAUUGUUUAAAAAUUGUUCCGAAAGAUCUCACACUCGUCAAUAUUAUGCGUAAAAUGACGUAUAAUUUCUUCCCAUUGGAAGACAUACUGGCAAACGCCGCAUCGCCUGGUAUGCAUCAAAUUGUACCAUUUUUUGAAGAUCAUUCGCAACUAGAAGAGGGUAGUGCUGGGACAUCGACAAGCAUCAAUGUUGCACGCCAACAUGUGACGGCGUCAUCGAUUUCGGGUUUACCUUCAAUACAAUUGGUGCGAUCACACUCGGGCGGCCUAUCAAUGCAAAUUCUGAAUGAGCAAUUCAAUACACCGGAGGAGAUUUCAGAUUUUUUGCCACGAUACACAGAAAAUAGCGGUCAACAGAAACACGGUGACAUUUUGCCUGAAUCAUCGACAGACAUUACAUUUCUCACCCCGUAUCCGACAACAAUCUCCGCAGGAAUAUUGUCACGCUCAGAUGAGGAUCAGUUAAAAAGUGUUAAAAAAAAUAAGCUUAUUUCAGGCCCUUUAUUGCCCCAACGCGCAGAACCAUCAACCUCUAGAACUGGAACUUUACCAUCAAUACGAGAAGAAGAAUUUCGACGAACAUUAAUAAGAAGGACUGUUCGAAACAGCGAUAUCUCUUCGACGCCGUUACGGCCCUUAGACGGUAUAGCUUUGGAAGGGAGGGAUAUACCGCAUUUUCAAAGUUAUGCAAAUGAGGGCAGCACCGAACUCAUCAGUGGUGGUAAUAUACAAAGCACAGAAGCUGGUAUUGUCUCGAUAGUAAAUCAAGAUGUGCAAACAUCUGCGAUUGGGGUCUCUAAAGCUUUUGAAUCAGUUGAACAAACGUCUAUAAUUCAAUCAUCACUACACCAAAAGGUUGUUGAAAGAAAAACAGAUAAGACAAUUUUGCCAUCAGGAUCAUUGUUACAUGUCCAAAUACCUGAGGAGUUAGACACUUUAAAUGAACCCCGGAAUUGGUUGGAAGUACUACGUGAACGGCAAGUGGAUCUACAAUAUAAUAAAUUUGGAAUUUUACCAAAAAAACGCAAAAGAUGCCAUAAGCGCCGAGCCCCGCAGAACUUAAAAUUAACACAAGCAUGUGAUUUUCGUGUGAGUUAUCAAACCAACAAUACUGAAAUACUUCAGGCUUUAUCGCCAUUGCCCAGUCAGUUACCAGUGCCAUUAGAAUCGACUGCGGACGUCACACAUAUCCGUAAUUUGAAUAAUGUUCACGAAACACAAUUUACAGUUGUAGAGCAGCCAUCUUACGAACAAUUUGUAUAUGAGCACAUCGAGUCGAUUUCGACUAUCAUGGAUAACCUAGUUGAAUGGCAGAGUGUGUUAAAAGCUUGCAAUCGAAAUAGUGAAACAAAUACAUCAACUGCAUUACUGCCCGCAUAUUAUGCCUACGACGUGGAGACUCUUCUAAAAGCUGACAUAGCACGCUUGCAGCUCAAAAUGAAUCUAUUGCAAGCGAUUAUUCGCAAUGUGUCGUUUAAUGUGAUGAAGAGUCGUUUAUUGAAAAACAGAAGCCUUGCUGCGGUUGCAUUCAAUUUUUUAAUAGAACUCGAAUCUGCCGGGAUUAUACGAAUAAAGGAGCAUGGGCAUUGGGUGGAAUUAAUUUAACUUUAUGCUCAUAGUGCGCAUUUUUUAUGUUUAUAUGUAAUACACACAUCUGUAAUUGUGCGUGCGUCUAUCAAUGUUGAAUAUGUACACUUAAGAUCAAAUAUGUCCCGCACUGCUGCCCUGUCAACUGAUUGUUUACGACAAAAAUGAACAACGAGUUUGCUUGUGUGCUUGUGUUUCCAAUGGAAUCACGGCUAGGAGAAUGUUUCGUUGAUGUGUCUUUCUGUCCGCGAAGCUGAAAAAUCCUCUUUGAAGAACGCACCAUGAGUCCAUUGACGCAAUAGAUAAAAAUCGCCAGACAACCUAUUUGCGCGGUAAUAUCCAAAUUCACACGAACAUAAACAAGUGUUUGUAGAUCUCUUUAUUCAUUCGGUGUACGUGCGUAGUUUAAAACCAUCGGUCUGGGUCAUAUUUUAUCUUAAGUGAAUCCACCACUAGCUUUAACUUGAUCUCUUACGAGUUCAAUCGAUUUUAGAUAUCGCUGCUGACUCAUAUUCGUACAAUUAAACAAUCAAUAUUCGGUCAAUAAAUGAAAGCAUUAUUGGUAUCAAUAUGCGAUUUCCGAAUAUAAAAUGUCCAUCCCAACUUUUUGAACUGUUGACUCUUUAGGUCGUUGUAUUUUUGCUGCAGUUGGAUAAAAUUCAUUGCAGCAUCUGUAUGGGUAUUUUAGGAUGACUAGCUUUCUUAUUAUUGCCAACAUAAUUUUCUUUUCCGCUAUUGUUAUGUCGUUAUUAAUAACAAAAGUUUAAAUUAAUUGGGUUGUUAGUUUAUAACAAUAUAUAUGUACCUCUUCAUUACUUAGGAACUAAUGAAAUAUCGCAGUAUACACGUAUCUGUGUCGCAAGUAGAGUUGAAUAUGCGUUCAAUAAUAUGCGUCCACUAUUAAAUUUUUCCCUUAUUUAUUUUAUUUAACUAUUUUGAAGUCUUAAUAAAUAUGUACUAAGUGAAUGUGUAUAUUAUAUAUGAUUCGGAAUAUUUUCCAUGGCUAGCCACAAUUUUUUCCCAUAUUUGUGACUGCUUCUGAAUUUUUUUUCUUUUGACGCGAUCCAAUUUUUGGCUUCUUCUUAAGAAAGACCUUGGCAACAUCUAGCCGAGCGUUGUCUUGUCGAGUUUUUCCGAGUAUUGCAGACGUUUUCCCUUCAAUGCUCGACUCAAACCUAUUAAUUGUGUCCGAUAGAGGACUCCUGUAAUGGUUUCCACUGGUUGCAAGAGUUCAUAGUCCACUACGCCGAACCGAUCAAACUUUUUACGUGUGCGCACGUUCCUUGCCUUCCACGUCAUAUUCGCCAUUUGUGAACUAUUCUCGACACGUUCCUUGACUAAUACAACGUUCACCAUAAGUUUCUACAAUCCUUUGACGAGCCUGAGCUUUUUUUUUCGGAUGAAAAGCAAAAGGCAACACUUUCCGCAAAUGACCCUUGCCACUCACGAACAAUGAGCACAGUUAUUAUAAAGACCCAAGGUUUUGUAACUGUUGAUUCAAUCAAUUUGACUCGCUGGCGCCUAUGAGAAAACGGUGGUUUUCUUUUUGUACGUCUGAUGAUAUAAUUGCUGAAUUUCAAUGGUGGUUAUUCUAACUUCGAAGCAAAAUUUUAGUUCGAUAAUUCAUAUAUUUAAAGCCAACAAGCUUUUUAGAAUCGAUUUUUUGUUUUAUUUAUUGUCCUUAGGACAUUAGUUUUACUUUAUAUUUAAAAAUACCUAACACUCGUGU